GUGACUAGUCCUUUGUUGCCGGAAGUGGUGUCGGUGUCUAUUUCCAGCACGCAAGGAUGGCAAUGAGACCGGGAGCUGGGGGCACAGGCAGUGGCAGUUUUGUGUUUCCCUUGGCUUCUGGAAUCGGAUCAUCUCAAGGUUUGAUGCCUGUUCAACAGCAAGCUGCUCCAUUUCCUAUGGUACCUGUAAUGCAACCAAAUGUGCAAAAUAUUAUGGCCGUUGGAUACAGCCCUCAGAUUCCCCAAAGAGCCAUGGCUAUGCAGGGUCGAUUACCAUUGGGUCCAAUGCAGCCUACUUCAAUGACAUUUGUAGGACAGGCUGGAUUUUUAGGAAUGGGUCCUCCGGGUCCAGCUUACACUCCAGACAUGCAGAAGCAAUUUGUUGAAGAACAACAAAAAAGAUUUGAACACCAGCAAAAAAUGUUAGAAGAAGAAAGAAAACGACGACAGUUUGAAGAACAAAAGCAAAAGUUGAGAUUGCUAAGCAGUGUAAAACCCAAAACCACCGAAAAAUGCAGAGAUGAUGCAAUGGAAGCCAUUAAGGGAAAUUUGGAUGGAUUUUCCAGAGAUGCAAAAAUGCACCCGCCAUCUGUAUUGCAUUCCUUAAAACCAGUGAAUGUUGCAGUGUUUCCAAAACCAGAUGCCAUUGAGGCCAUGUUGCCUUCUUGGAUUUACAAUGACAGUCUUGUACCAGAUCUUUACAAGAAUAUUUUAGAAUCAACACUUUCUACAUCAGGAAUCGAUACAGUCAAGUUGUAUCCAAUUCUCCUGUCAUCUGGGCUUCCUCGGGAAACUUUAGGGCAGAUUUGGGCAAUGGCAAAUAAGACAACUCCUGGAAAACUAACAAAAGAAGAACUGUAUAUUGUCCUUGCUAUGAUUGGAAUUGCACAGCAGAGAGGAGACUGUGCCUUGAACGUGGAUAUGCUGAAUCAGUUUACACGUGCACCUAUACCAAAUUUAAGUAGCUUUCCACCAACUUUUCCAAGCACCAUGAAUCCACUGCACAUAGCACAAUCAAGGCCUUCUGUGGCAAAACCUCUUGAAAUUAGCCAGCCAACACUGAAAAGUACAUCAAAUGCUUUGGGCGAUAUUGCACAGCAGGCUUUCAUGCCAUCCUCGUUCGCUCAACCGCUAUUUAAAGCAGAUGAUGAUGAUUUCCAAGAUUUUCAAGAUGCUUCUAAAUCUGGAUCGAUAGACGAUUCUUUCUCUGAUUUCCAGAGUAAUAAUGUGAAAUCCACCUCUUCUUUUAGCAGAAAUCGAGACUCAUCAGACCAGGCAACAUUUUUCCAGUCUUCAACAGUCCAAUUUUGUGCACCCACUCCACUAAUUGCAGUGUCUGGAACUACAUCAAGCACCCCUGCUGUGACUGAUAAAUAUGCAGUAUUCAAAACCCUCAGCGUGCAAAGCAAUACAGAAACUACCAGUAACUUUACAGGAGAUGGUUUUACAGACUUCAAGUCUGGUGUCGAUGAUGGUUUCACAGAUUUUAAGACUGCAGAUAGCAUCUCACCGCUAGAUACUCCAUUAAAAGAAACCCAAUCAUCACUUACAUUUGCCACUCAGCAGAAAUUGCCAACUCAAGUAAAACCAUCCUCUGAUCUUGAUUCAUUCGCUUCUUUGGUAACAAGUAAAAGCUUUCCCAAGACAUUUCAUUUAUCCAAACCUGUACCAUUACCUGUACCCCCACUUUCAUUAUCAUCUCCAUCACCAUUGUUACCAUCAUCAUUUGUCACUGCACCUAAAAGUUCCUCUCUACUGGAUGACUUUGGAGACUUUACGCUCUUUGGACCAUCCAGCAACACUACUGCUGGUGGUGAGAAUGACUUUGCUGAUUUUCUGACAAGUAAUACCAGUUCUGUUGAGCAAAACCGUGAUGACAAAUAUGAUGUCUUUAAGUUUGAAGCCAGCAUGGCUGACCCAGUAAUAUCUGCUGCUGUUCCCCAAAACCUUCAACCCACGUCAUCAGGUUCAUUUAAUAAAUACGAAUUAUUUGAUAAACUUUCCCUGGAAAGUACGUCAACGACAUUUGAUGAGUCAAAGGAUUCAGCUAAUGUUACAAAAAAUAAUGACUUUACUUUCCAGUAUGACAAGUUCACCACUUGCGACAACCCUGAAAAGUCCUUUGUGGAUAAGUUUGUGGCUCUUAAACAAGCCAAAGAGGACUCUGUGUCUAUUAAGUCACUGGAUCUUCCUUCUAUUGGUGGCAGCAGCUUUGGAAAAGAUGAUUCUGAAGAUGCACUUUCCAUCCAGUUUGACAUGAAGCUAUCAGAUAUGGGCGGGGAAUUGAAGCAUGUUAUGUCUGAUAGUUCUCUGGAUUUGCCAGCAGUUAGUGGUCAGCAUCCACCCGCGGCAGAUGAUUUUAAAGACUCAAGUGACAACAAUUGCUCCCUACUAAGCAGUUUGACAAUUUCUGACUGGUCAGAGGACAACGUACACGCAACCAAAAAACAGCCUGACUUUUUUUUCAGCCCUGAUCACAGUGCAGGCUCUUCCACAUCUUUGUUUGCAAAAAAGGAAACCUCCUUUGGAAGUAGUGAAAAUCUCACUAUGACAACCAUAUCAAAGGUAACUACUUUUUCCGGUGACAUCCAAGCUUCAGAAGAUGGUGAAAACUCGAAGGGGUGUACUGCAAAGGUAAACAACGACAUUUUGAGUGGUCUCAGUAUUUCUUCAGUUGCACUGGCACCUAGUACCGACACCAUUACCACAUCAGGCCCUACUGUUGCUUUAGAGCUCCGAAAUAAUGAUGAUUUUGGGGAAUUCCAAAGUGAAAAACCCAAAAUAAGUAAAUUUGACUUUCUCUUGGCCACAUCUCAAGGAAAAGUGAAAUCAAGUGAAGAAAUGAUUAAGACAGAGCUUGAAACAUUGGAUCUUUGUGCUCAAGGAUCUCAUAAGAGGAGCCAUAGUCUUGGAGACAAAGAAAUAAAUCGAAUUCCACCUGUUGUGGAGCAACCUUUCAGAGACCGCUCUCACACUGUUACUGAGAAACCUACUUUACCUGUAAUCCGAGACAAGUACAAAGAUCUUACAGGAGAAGUGGAGGAGAGUGAAAGAUAUGCUUAUGAAUGGCAACGUUGCUUAGAAAGUGCCUUACAAGUCGUUAAGAAAGCCAAUGAUGCUCUCAAUGGAAUAAGCAGUUCCUCUGUUUGUACUGAAGUUAUCCAAUCUGCUCAUGGAAUGGAAUAUCUGUUAGGUGUGAUUGAGGUGUACAGGGUAACCAAGCGAGUCGAAUUGGGUAUAAAAUCUACUGCAGUGUGCAGUGAAAAACUGCAGUUCUUGUUAAAAGAUAUUGACAAGCUCUGGAACAACCUGAUUGGAUUCAUGUCUCUAGCCUCCCUCAUGCCAGAUGAAAGUGCAUUGGAUUUUGCCUCUUGUUUGCUACGACCAGGAAUAAAAAAUGCUCAAGAAUUAGCAUGCGGUGUAUGUUUGCUAAAUGUUGACUCUCGAAGCAAGGCAUUUAAUUCAGAAACGGAUCAUUUUAAACUUUCAUAUGGAGGCCACCAGUAUCAUGCAAGCUGUGCAAAUUUCUGGAUUAACUGCGUUGAACCUAAACCUCCUGGUCUUUUAUUGCCAGAUUUAUUGUAAUUUAUAGUGACUGUUUUAAGGCUACCUUGCAGUUAUGACUUCAGACCAUCUUGUGAGAUCUCUAGAAAGUAAGCAAUUCUACAUUUAUCUACAGAGAAUGAAUUCAAAAUUCUGCAACAUAAAGAGGCCUCAUAAUCCUCACUGCAAGUUUCAUCACAAUACAUUCCUUUUAUUUCUGAAUUAUACUUGCGUUGUAAAUGUGUCAUUUUAUUUAUUUAAAACAAUGCACUACUAUUUGACUACUGCACUGUAGUAAAGCUGUGUUACAUGAAGUAAACUUGGAGAAAUUUGGAGCCUAUAGAAAUUUCUAUAUAAAAAUAAAUGAAAAUGGCUUAUGGUGAAAAAAAGCAUUUAAAGUGUUGUCCAGAUCACCAGCUUUGCAUUACAGUUUGUAUCCAAAAAGUAAAGUUGAGACAAAGCAUGAGGAGGCUUUCCAUCCACAUCAGAACAAUAUAAAAAGCUUCAUGUACAUAUUUGUAUGUGGCCAUCAGUCAUGUUGAGGGAGGAGAAGGAGCCAAGGGAAGUGACUGGUUCAUGAAUACAGCAUAGUAAUAACGGAGUAUGCUGUAUUCUUUCGGCCAGAUAGUACAGUCCUAGUUUGCCAUUUGGUACAAUAGUUUGACAGACUUAUUGCAAUUUGCUUCCCUUUUAAUAUAAUCUUCUUUAAAGGGGUUCUAUUAAAUGUUUUAAUACAAAAUAAGUACCUAAUAGUCACUUUAUGUCAGUGUCUCUGGAUGGUCUCGGACUUUGAUAAAGUAGUAGUAGUAGUAGUAGUGCCUGACAAUCCCUUUUAAUAAUCUCAUUUAAUACACUGCAGUCAAGUACUUCCCAGUUUGAAAUGUGACGUACAGUGAACGCUAUAUUAUGUUCAACUAUGCAGCAAAAUGAGAUAAACCAUAAUUUAAAGGGUUGUCCAAGUUAUACAAAAUAUUUCCCACGAAGCAGGAAUUAGCAUCUAGCUGCAGCCAUGAUAUUAACUAAUUGAUUGUUGAUGCCAGUGAUUUUCCUGCAGCAGUCACAUGGGCAUAUGGACAUGCUGCAGCCAAAUAAAGCCUGUAGGGGAGGAUUGGAGAAGUGGCACUGGAAGCCUCAGGGGUUGAAAUAGGUGAACAUAUGUUCUGUUAUUAUUUUGACUAUUCCUACUUUGGGGAACCUUUUAAAUAACCCUUUAAGUUAUAUGCCAGUUAACAUGUUUCUAUUUGUUUUUAGUAACAACAGGACAAAGCAAUGGUAUGCUGAUUGAUUUCAUAAUAUAUCUAUUUAGAUGACAUUUCAUCAUACCCCGCACUUGUCAAAUCACAGUGGGGUAGAUUUACUAAUUCUAUCUAAUGUUUAGACAAUGUGCCUAGAUAGUCUAAAGAUGUGGCAGAUUUAUUGCAGUAGCUGAUACUGGAUGUUAAAUUUGGCAUUCCUUUAGACUGUUUAGUCUAAGUUGACACCACCUAUUAGUUGGCUUACUUUGCAUCUGAAAUUCGUCAUAAUUUUGGCAUCGUGUCACAUUAUAGUCUAUACCCAUUGUCCUGCUCAGUGCAUAAAAUGUGUGAGACACUUAACAAAUGUGGCAUGCACAUUUUCAUUAGUAAAUCUGCUUCGCUGUGUAAGUUUUGAGCAGAUUGUUCUAUGCUCUCAUUCUGUCCUGUCUUUUGCUGUAUAUUACAAUAAAGACUGAAAAGUAUGUGAA
Messenger RNA from Bufo gargarizans (Asiatic toad), 5265 nucleotides. It is a transcript of the gene SYNRG, whose product is annotated as synergin gamma. Gene Ontology annotation, cellular component: clathrin coat of trans-Golgi network vesicle. The transcript is spliced from 20 exons. Gene Ontology annotation, molecular function: protein binding. Lineage: Eukaryota; Metazoa; Chordata; Amphibia; Anura; Bufonidae. The record is from RefSeq and is a predicted model, not a curated record. Bases 57 to 3584 code for a protein of 1175 amino acids.